AUGACAUCAAGAGGCUUGGUUGAAAAGGACUUUGAGCAGAUUGGAGAGUUCCUUCACCGUGCUGUGACUCUGACACUAGAGAUCCAGAAGGAGCAUGGCAAACUUUUGAAGGACUUCAACAAGGGCUUGGUUGACAACAAAGCUAUUGAAGAACUCAAAGCUGAUGUUGAGAAGUUCUCUUCCUCAUUUGGUAUGCCUGGUUUCCUGGUAUCUGAGAUGAAGUACAAGGAUUAA
Lathyrus sativus (Indian pea) is the source of this 234-nucleotide messenger RNA. Lineage: Eukaryota; Viridiplantae; Streptophyta; Magnoliopsida; Fabales; Fabaceae. The record is from the annotation of a GenBank genome assembly.